UUUGGCACGGGCUUUCAUUGUCGUCUGGCAAGAUUUCCUUCCGUAAAGAUAUAAGAAGCUAGCUUGUCGUGUACAAUGAAAAUAAGGAUAGUUGCGAGGCCCCAAGAUUUCCAAUACAAGCGGUGACAAUGGGCAUUUUUGAUAGAUUUAAAAAGAUGGGGAAUAAUUGCGUAAAGAAACACAUACAGCUGCCAGAUGACUGCGUAAAAGUUAGUAUUUGUUUUGUAAUCAUGCGGUUCACUGAUCAGCGUUUAUAUUGUAUCUAGUGUUAUAUAUUUCUCCAUGUUAUAUAUCUUUCAUUAAAUAGUCUAUGUUGAAAGCAAAGUCAAAAGUGUAUCUAAUAUUUUUUUAUAUUGUGUAAUAAAAUAUGUUUGUUUAGGAUGAAAUUUCAUCUUUAUAUCGCACUAUUAUCAAGUACUCAGACGAUAAAUUGUUAGAUUAUAUAUUGUUCUCUGUAAUCUUUAAUUUCUGUGAAAAACGUUCAAUUAUGAAACCAAAGGACCAUUAUCCAAAUUAAAAUAUGUUAGCUAAAUAGCAAGGUGCUUGGUAUAAACAUGAAAUAUAAAAAAUGCUAAUAAAAAGUGAAACAGGUAGUCCUGUCAACACCGUCAAACCCAAAUAGACACCUUUAAAUAUGGACAAUAUCUGAAUAAUUUUUAUUUAAUUUUUAUUUAAUUCCAUAAGAGACGAUCGACUGAGCUCUGUAGUGCAGGUUUUACAUAGAUGUACAGACUUACUAAGGUUUAAUACUGAUCUCAUUAUUCCCUUGUGUCACCAUUACUUAUAUUCUGUGACAAUACUCUACUAUGUUCCCAGGAUGAGAAGCAUAAAAUAGCCCAACCGGGCAAAAGCAGUAAAACGUCUGGCAGUUUUGGUCAUCGAAGGCUUGGCAGUACUGCAUCGACUGUUUCUGGAGAUGAUAUAAAACUAGUGUGGGCAAACAGCAAAGGUAUAACAAAAUUCAUUAUCAUUGUGUCGGAACACGUUAAAAAAUAUUAUAGAACCAUACAUAGAUGUUUCGAGUGAGGCAUAUAAACUUCUGGAGAAUGUAAUGUUUUUCAUGUUGUUUUUACACAAACAACGACAAAACGUGUUACAAUGAAUUAUUUUGAGACAUUUUAUUUUGGCUGUUGUGACUGGUAGAUUUUAAUAUUCAAUAUUGUGUUGCUAAAUAGCUUGAAUGUGGUUUUGUAUUUCAAAAUAAUUAUUUAAAAAUUCAUUUAUGCAUGUGUCUGUUCUUAAAGUUUUAUUUUAUUUUACCCGAUGUUCAUGCCUGGAAUGUAGAGUGAACUGAUAGAGCUAUUUUAGCUAGUUUCGAGUUAGAUUAGUUUCCUCCUAUAGCAAUACUAGAUCAAUAAGAGACGACCCUUACUGAACCUCUUGGAAGAACAAAUCCCUAAUCUGUGUUUUAGAACUGAUAAAGCUAUUCAGUAUCAGUAAAGUUAGUUUAGUUGAAGAAAAUAUCAUAGUCAAAUCUGAUGAUUUUAUAUUUUGUUUGUAGACAGCAGUAAUCUAUUUGAUCAACUGGGUGCAAAAGAUAUUUUUAAGAGAUUUAAUAAUUUUCUUGAAAGUUGGAAAUGUUGGCAAGAUGAGGAGAGGCAAUGUAAAGAAAUGUUAGGUUUUGAUCUGGACAUGAAACUUGUUGAAUCUCUCUGUGUUAUUCCUUCAGGUAAUAUGUUGAUAAUAUCUGGGGAUGUAAUUGGUGUUGGCAGAGUCUGGCAGCAAAAUUCCCCUCCCCCUGCUGCCCUGUCUCCUUACAUAGACUCCCUGAGAAAUUUUGAGGGCUGCCUCAUCUUUGCCCAGUCCUCCCCCUAAUGUCCACCAAACUAAUUUGAUUGUGUAAAUAAUUUUUGUCAUUCAGGAAUGCGUCUGGGUCUUGGCUGCGGCAGCAUGACAGAAGAUUACGACUUUUAUCUUGAUAUUGACCCAAUCAUCCAGUUAAGUGAGAUCAGUGGAUAUCUAUCAAGCACUUUUCAAAAAGCAAUUGACAUUUUCAAAUCACUUGCAAAACAGAUGAAAAUCCUCAUCGAACAGGGCGAGGUGAUUUGUCUGGAUUUGUCAAAAUUCUUGAGUAUCUUGAGACAUCUCAUGGUGUUUCAUACAAGUUGCCUGCUGGUAUGCAACAGUUAGACAACCCAGAACAACUUAAGGAGGCUCUGAUGCUUGUUAAAAGUGCUGUCUUGGCGCUGAAGUCAUACGGUUCAACAAUCACAAACUAUAUCAUGCAGCAAGGACAUAAUGUUGAGACAGUCGUCUCAAACAAGCAAUCUGCAAAUCCAACCUUGGUCAUCUUUCCAAGAAAACCAAUCACCAAAAUGAAAGUGCGAGAAAUGGAUGAGAAGACGUUCAUGAAAUUGAACAAAGGUGAUGACGACGAGAAAUAUAUUGAAAUUUCUCUGAAAUAAGCAUGUGGGUUCUGGAGAUUUCUAGGAAAUAGACUUUUUGUGCAUUUAAAAAUGGUGUCAAACGUGGAAAAACAUUUAAUGUGAUGUCCCAAGGGACAAGUUUUAGUGAUAAUUUGCAAUGCAAAUGAUGUUUUCAUGAAAUUACCAGCAACUUGCAUUGUCCCAUGGGACAUCACGUAAUUGGUUUUCCUUGUUUCAAGUUAUCAUAAGAAAGGUCUAUAAUGCUGGGAUAGAGGGGGUUACUUGAUAUUUCUCCAAAGGAGGAGGGGGUUUUGCACAACUUGGGAUGUAAGUAAAGGGUCUUCGAGUGAAGACAAUAUGCAUUGUUAUUUAACACAAAUGAUUUUCUGGAGGUUUUUGAAAUAUUAACUAGAAUUAAUUUAUUAUAACACACAAGCAUAAUGGUAGGACAUGCAUCAUAAAUAACAUGCAUACUGCUAGAGCUCAAAAUUGUUCAUAUAUUGUAGAGACAAGGGAUCUGUUUUGCAUUCAGGCAAGCGCUGGAUUAGAGGAAAUGCUGCUAUUGUUUUACAAAUAUACUAUGCAAUAGGGCAUACUCAAUAGAAUAAGAAGAUAGAGAACUUGAUGCAGACAAAAUAAUCCUCGUUAUCUAUGUUUAUGUCUUGCUUUAUGCACGAAAUGGUUGGUUUAUCGUCACGUGUGUAUUGUAUUUUGGCCAGAGCAACCAAUAGCUAUGUUUCAUUUAACCAUUGUGUAUGACUGGGUGAUUAAACCAACAUACUGCUCUUGGUUGGGAAAAAAACCCAAUACCGACCAUUUCUUGAACCGAGCAUUUCUUGCAUAAGCCAAGACAAACACAUAGAUAAUGACGUCUAUGAUGUCUGCAUCGAGUUCCUUAACCUUCUACUAUUGAUUAUGAAUAGGCUCAACAUGUAGCAAGUCUGUUUGUGUGAUGUUACUCUCAGUGUAUAUCCACACCGGGCAGGCUUGAAAAAUAUGCCUGACCACGGUUUUCAACCUGGAUAUACACUCAGAGUAACAUCACACAAACAUCUUAUUCACCUGAGUACAUUACAUCAACACAGCAGAUUUCAUGUAGCAAGUCUGUUGAGUCAUCAACUUUGGAACAAGUCUGUUGAGUCAUCAACCUUUAAUACCAGUGCCACGCUCUGUGUACAGAUCCUUUCAAUUUUAGGGAGGCUGGUCCUUCCUAACCUGCAUGCGGGGUGUCUUUACUGAAAAUGAUCUGAGAUUUUGAGAUUACUGUCAGACCUAGAAACCAUGGUCAGACAGCAUUGCUUGUUUGUAUUUAAUAUAUUAAAGUAUUAUUAAGAAAUGUUAUUAAAUAAUAUUAUAGUGACAGCACUUAUGGGAUAUUUUACAGAUAUUAUUAUAGUAAAUUUGUUUAAUAAAAGUGGUUGAAAUAUGUCAUGCAAA
Paramuricea clavata is the source of this 3803-nucleotide messenger RNA. The record is from the annotation of a GenBank genome assembly. NCBI's taxonomy places the organism in Eukaryota, Metazoa, Cnidaria, Anthozoa, Malacalcyonacea, Plexauridae.